AUGGAUGACGAGGCAGCAUACCAUCCGUAUAUUCCCAGGCCGCCCCUUUAUUACAACGGCUACCCUCAUAAUUACAGGUAAGCUUUCAUUAAAUCCAUUCGUCAUUUUUUUGUAUUUUUACUAGGACUUAAUAUCAUUCCUCUCACUUUAUGUGUUGACUUUUCCGUGAGAACAUCAAGCGGACUUAAAAAAGCAAGAGCAAAGCAAAGUUGGCUGCAAUUAGACUUCGGGCGACAGCACGCAAGUUUGAAAAAGAAAAUGUUGACCGCCUGUAUCGGGUUCGCCUUUAAUUGCACCGUGGUCAGUUCCGUGUGAGGCAAAAAUGACUUCAAAAGAACGUUUUUAAACUAACACAGAUUUUUUCGGACCUAAUAAAUUUGAAUUAAGCGCAAAAAAAAGUUGACAGAAACAGUCUAAAUCUUUGGAAGAUCGAAUUCUAGAACUUUGUGCAAUUUGAGGAAAAAGGUUUCUGUGACGAUCAGAUCAAAAUAUUUAACUCGGUAAGCUCUUAAUUUUUCCCUAUAUUUUUUUUAAUAUGAUAUAAAAUCUCACAAAGAUUAUCCAUUAUGGUGGGAAGACCGUUUUGAUAAUUUUAUCGUACAAGUGACCUUGCCUAUUUCGGACCUUCAACCUGGUCGGAGUAACCUUGUCAUAAUCGAAUUAGUUUAUUUGCUUUGAUUCAAACCCCAUUAAUGUGCGAAUCUCAUAAAUUUUUAAGUACUAUGGGAGAAAAGUCGUUAAUAAUCGUGUUGUCAAAAAAAGUUAUCAAGUUUUAACAGCUUUCGUGCCGAAAGAUGAGUUUCUAAUGGCUUCUCAUGUGUAGAAAGAAUAGCUCUUUUUGUUUGAAAUCAAAGGGAACGUCAAAGUUAGGCCUACCGUGACCAAAAUCACGCCCCAUCGAAAAACGAUGAAAUUCUAUCGAGAGAUUCACAUGGAUCCCUGGCGCCAGACAAUAGUGGCUUGAAUAUUUGGGUUUUUAGUGGUCAAGGACAAACUUUGAAAAAUAUUCCACCUUCCAAUUUUAAUUUCAAAAACAUUUCUUUGUAAACUCAAUCAAGGAACUUUGAAUGACAUUAAAAAAAAAUUUAUGAGAUUAUUUUCAAAAAUUUUGUGUUGAUUCCGUUUUCUUUUUUUUUGGCUAAUUUAAUGCAAAUUUUCAAAAAAAUUUUUUUUUCUGUAGCUGCAAAAUAUACAUUUGUAAAUAAAAAAAGCUAACCAUCUUUUUUUCACUGAGCUUUUUAAAAGACUGUUUCGGAAGCCCAGUACACAAAGUGAUCGAUUAUGGGAUGAAAACUGUUGACAUUAAAUUGUUGUAAUAAAAAAAAUUGCCGGCUUUAUUCAGAAGCUUGUACUCCUUUCUAUUUUAAACUUCAAACAGAUGUCAAAACUAAUGGAAAUUUUGAAAACCUGUCUAGAAGCCCCUUCGUCCUAAGUCGGCCGUAUCUCGCAGAAGAGGACUAUGCCGCCGACUACUACCGCGAAGUCUUCGCCAAAACCACGGGAACUCUCGCGAUGCGCGACUACGAACGUCGUUGGCGCAUCUUCGACACUUCUUCGUACUACAUCAAAGUGCUCGCCUACGCUCAGGUUCCCUUUCUUUCUGAAUUCUAUGAUGGAAAAAAAGAGAAAGUCAAAAUAAAGAAAUAGACAGCGUAAAAAUAAAAUUUUUUUUCUGAUUUCUAAGGAUAGAAAAAUUUUCAAAAUUUUCAAUUCUCUUCAUCUGAAAGUGACGAAAAAAAUGCAAACUGGUGAAACCCUGUUUAAGUUUCGCCAUAAGUCCCUGGAAACUACAAAAUGGAACUUUAUAAAGAUACGUAGAAAUUUCCCUGGAGCCGGACACCGUGCUUAAUUAAGUUCCGCGAAAUUCAAAAUUAUCUCUGAUUACAUAAAGUUUGUUCAUCAUGUUCAAUCUAUGACGGCUAUUUUGAAUUUCGCGGAAUCCCUUUGAAAUUGGCAUAACCAAUUUAAGUUAACUUUUCAACGUUAAACAGUUUGAAAAAAAUUAAAAAGCUGAUGCCGUGUUCAAAGUAAUUUCCGCGAAAUGCAAAAUGAUCUCUGACUCUCCAAAAUUAAGUGAUCUUUUCCUUUCUCUAACGGGUAUUCGGCGGAAAUUACUUUGAACACGGCAUGAAAAAUUUUCUGAAAAGUCGAUGUUGUUAUUCGAGCAACUUUACUGCAAAAUGAAUUUUGAGCGCGAACCCAAACUUUUGAACGCGAGCUCUCUCGGAAAUCGGUAACGCGAAACGAACGUGCUCCGGACGUUUCUGGGCAUUUUCAGUGACCACUUUAGUAGCGUCAGCACUCUUAAGUGAUCCCUAGAACUGUAUAAAAACGUCCGGAGCACGUCCGUUUGCGUUAGAAAUGUCCGAACUGGAAUGAUUAAUCAUGAUUUUAAGAAAUUAAUUAAGAAAUUAAAACACAUAAUUAGAAGGUUUUUUUUAUUUCGAGUUUUCUUUGAAAUAUUUGAGGACUUACGACUCCAGGGAGUCCCAGCUAUUUUUUUUUCAAUAUGGUUUUUUGAGGUUUUCGAUGAAUAAACUCUAUUUUCAUGAAUUUCUCGAAAGAAUAACGUCUCUCUGUCUCUUGCUCAGAUCUGGGCAAAGGGGACAUAAAAGUCAGUAAACACGGUCACGUCAAUUGAACAAGGAUGUCAAGGAUAACACGCGACGCAACUAACGUGAUUGACAAAAAAAACGCCGUAAACCGUCCAUCAUUUCAUAUUGAUAAAAAGAAUCUGGAAAAUCGCGCUCUAGUUUCUUUUAACAUGAACUACCCUAAAAGCAAACACAUUGCAAGCAAAUCUUUUUAUUCUUCUUUUUUUUUGUCAGAAAUUAAAUGUGCCUCAAGGGGUGUACAAGUUCCACCAACUGUGCUUAUACGGGUUCAAUAAGGGGAACCCGCUGAGACCCAUGUUAGCACGGCUUGGCCAUCCUAAUCAGCAUGAGAGGACUAUACAGGCUAUACUCUCCCGGAGAACUGGAAAGAAAAUUACUUUUAGAAAACUCGAAUUGGAGGUUUUUCAAUGAGAUUUAUCACUGGUCCUGAGAAGCUUCUACAGCCAAAAUGAGUGACUAUAUCGCAAGCGAUACAGCCGAUAUUUUUUGCUGCGACCUCGUCAAACUCUGGCAGCCAUAUCGCUCUCUCAUGUAAAUUUGAAAUAAUUUUAUUGUUUUGUUUUCGACUUUUAUGCUUUAAUGAAUGAAAUCAGAGGAAAAAAGUUAUUAAAGGGAAUUUUUCCAGACAGCGGUAUAGCGCAAGGCGUUUGCGAGGUCGCAGCGAGAGGCGAGCGAUAUCGCCGUUGCUCGGCGAGCGAUAUCGCUCGUUGCUUCCCACGGUAUAGCGUUACUCUCGCUGCGACAUAGACGUCACAUAGUCCACAAUAUUGGGCGUAUGUGAGAUUUAAAAAAAAAGAAUUGAAAGAAUGGAAAGGGAACAUAUUUAGAUAUUCAUCGCGGGCGUUCUUCUAGUGUCGGAUGUCUCUCGCUUAGUCCUACUUUGGAACUACAUCCAGUUCAGUGGAGCCAAAAUAGAAAUGGUGCAAUAUCAACUAAUUUAAUCAAAAAUAUGAAUUCGCUUAUUCAGAUGGCACAAGCGGUUUUCCCGCUUUUUGCGUUAGUCGUUGGAUUUUUAACGUUGACAACGGUUUUGAACCCAUCAGCCACGUUGACCAAAACUGUCUCCGUCAUUUUAGUGGCAACAAUCAUCCCGAACUUUGUCAUGCCUAAGAGUUCGGCGAUGGUUUCAGGUAUGUAACAUUUUUUUGUGUCAUUGUAGAAAAAAGUUUAUAUUGUGAAGUUUGAAAAUGAAUUGACUAACACGAACCGAGAAGAAAAAGAAAAAAAGAAAAAAAAAAUCGGUUUCUGAAAAUGAUGAUCAUCAUCAUCAUCAUCCUUUAUUCAAUACGAAUAAUAAUACAGUUCAAGGGCCGAAAAAGACCUCUAACAGAACCAAUUUUCAAAAAAAGGGAAAUUUAAACAUUGAAAAACAGCAACAAACCGUUUAAAAAGUUAGAAGAUAUUUUAAGAAAGUCAGCGAGAAAGAUGGGGGUUGUUUUCUAAAUAGAUUUUUGAAUCGCAUAGAAUCAUUACAUAGAUCAAAUACAACAUCGGGAAGGGAGUUCCAAACAUUAAUUAUUCUGAUACUAAAAAACGAGGCAACGAUGUUACUAUUAUGUCUUAUAUUUGAACGUAAAUAAUAUCAGAGACACUUUGAGGAUUAGUUGAUUCCCUGUGGAUCCACUAACAUCAGAUCUUUUGAUAAAAACAUUAAAACCAUUGGUAGACAUAAAAGACUACUUUUUUAAACUGUUUCUAGCAGCGGCAAAGGCAGUGGAACUGGCGCGAGCGACUGAGCAGACGGCUUUGUGGAAGGACGCAUCCACGGACGUCGACAUGAUUCGUUCCGAGACCCACCACCGUAUAGCCAGGCUUCUUUCCUUGGCGCCUUCUUCUCGUUGGCCACUCGGCGUGUCGGUCAGAUAUUUUCCAAUUAAAAGAAAAUGCUAAUUUUUCUUCAGGACAUCACAUCGCUGCCGCAAGACUUCGUGCUCAUGAUCGAAUACAUGUUGAUAGGUUAUUCCAUUUUCUCUGCUUCUCUUAUAGUUUUCUACAUUCUAUCUUUGGUAUGCCUCUUCCGGUUGUUAUCCGUACAAUAG
Molecule: messenger RNA, 4654 nt
Organism: Caenorhabditis auriculariae
Lineage: Eukaryota; Metazoa; Nematoda; Chromadorea; Rhabditida; Rhabditidae
Source: the annotation of a GenBank genome assembly